Penicillium manginii is the source of this 1515-nucleotide messenger RNA. RefSeq names its product Zn(II)2Cys6 transcription factor. The coding region runs from base 1 to 1515 and encodes 504 amino acids. Gene Ontology annotation, molecular function: zinc ion binding; DNA-binding transcription factor activity, RNA polymerase II-specific. NCBI's taxonomy places the organism in Eukaryota, Fungi, Ascomycota, Eurotiomycetes, Eurotiales, Aspergillaceae. The record is from RefSeq and is a predicted model, not a curated record. Gene Ontology annotation, biological process: regulation of DNA-templated transcription. The transcript has 2 exons.
AUGAGCGAAAGCCAAGUGGUUCGUUUUAAUGCACGACGGCAAGGCUUGCAAAGAGUCCGUACUGGUUGUGCGACGUGCAAGGUCAAGUGCGACGAAACACACCCUGUCUGUAAACGAUGUCAAUCCACCGGCCGAAAAUGCGAUGGAUACUAUCUCGUGUCUCGAAGCGAACUUUCCCAAAUCAUCCCCUCGAGAAUACCCGAUGCGGACGAUAUUUCUCUUCGCAGUUUGGAAUUCUUUCAGCAUGUGGUGGCCCCGGUGCUCUCUGGGCCAUUGGGCCGAUCAUUCUGGACCCAUCUCGUUGCUCAACUCGCUCAUCAGGAACCUGCCGCAAGGCAUGCUGUGAUCACCAUCAGCGCUUUGUACGAACAAUUCGAUAAAGGGGUGCAGCAGAUUCGGUCGCCGUACGAUGAUGGAUACGCAAUGCGGCAUUAUAACAGCGCUAUCAGGGACAUAAUAUCUCUCAAAGCACACUAUCCCGAACAGGUCGACACGGCCAUCAUAGUCUCCAUUCUCUUUUCUUGUAUCGAGUGCAUGCGAGGGAAUAAGGAGGCCGCAGUCAAUCACUCUAGGCAUGGGAUUCUACUCAUGAACUCCUCCCGCCCCAACGCAGAGCUAGCUUCUAUCUUCCGACAUCUGAGUUUCGUGACCCUGUUCUCCAACGAGUGUCUAGCAGAACUUCCCUUCCUAACAAACGGCGGCUACCCAUCCGCACCAACCCCAUUCCAGACCUUUGCACAAGCACAAGAAAUGAUAGACUGGCUAGGAUACCACGCGGUAAAACUGGCUCGACUAAGAGACCGACAAAACUCGCCCUCAACGGCGUCGAAAUAUACCCAAUUUUUCUCAAAGGAGAUCCGCCGACUAAAUAUUUACAUGGAGACAUGGUUUGUCUCAUUUACCCCGUUGAAAGAGCAAUCCGACACCGAUCCACGACACAAGUCUAUCGCCCAAAUACUGGAGAUGCGAUGGCUGGCAGCGAAGAUAUGGACGAAUUCUUUCAUGGAAAAUGAUGAGACCGCAUAUGAUGCCUACAUUGAUGAAUUCGAGCGAAUCGUCGAGAUUGCUGAACAGUCACCGCCGACUGAGGAUCCCUUCUGGUCAAGGUCUCCCAAAUUCAUGUUUGAGAUGGGCUUUGCGCCGCAGCUUUACUUCACCGUUAUGAAGUGUCGGUAUCUUCCACUUCGGCUUAAGGCCCUUUCCUUGAUGAAGGAGAAAUGCUGCAAGAAAGAGAUUUUGUGGGACUCAACGGCGAUAUAUAUGAGAGGUAAACGGGUGAUUGAAAAUGAGCAUGCGAUGCAGCUUCCUGAUGAUUUCAGUCUCCAGGUGGUGCGUAAGAGUAUUGAAAGUCCUCCUGCUGCUCCGACUGAUAGUCAUCGAGUUUGCGAUUUCACCAUCGAGGAGAUCGAGGAUGAAAACUCCGCCGGAGUUCAUGGGUCCGAGUUAGAGAUUGGUGGUAACCGGAUUUACUUUCAUUUUCCAACCUCACUAACUGAGGAUAUUUCCAGUGGCUGA